AUGGCUCGUCUGUUGAAUGAAGAAGAGGAAGAUGAAUUUUAUUCUACUGUAUACGGUGGAUUUACAGAGGAAGCAGAGGAUGCAGAUUAUCAAUCAGAGAGUUCUGUCGAGGACGUAAUUGAUUCUGAUUUUGUUGAUAGUAGUGAAAGUGAAGAUGAUGAUGGAGCAGGAUCAGAGGAAGAUGAAGAAAAGCGCAAAAAGCGUAAGAGUAACCGAGUUGUAACAAAAGGCUACAAGGAACCUAAACGUGCAAAGGCUGCCCCAUCUCAUGCUCCCAGUUCUUCCGAUAAAAAGACAAGUGAGAAGAGUUCAACAGAGUCCCAAAGCAAAUCUACUUCUGAAACUAAAGAUAAGCAAGAGACAGUUACAACGAAAGCUCCGGAGGAUAUUCCGACCUAUGAACGACCAAAAUUACGUGCGAGCACUACGCAAGCGACUGCUGACCACCAAGCGGAAACAGCACGUAGACGUAUAGUAGGUGCUGAUAAUACAGCCAUCCGUCGGAAAGUCUUGUUAUCAGAGAUUGCACAACGUAAAAAUCUUCCCGAAGUUCGACGUCUUACGCAAGAAGAACUGUUGGCUGAAGCAAAGAUUACAGAGGAAAUUAAUCGUCGUUCUUUGGCUCGAUAUCGUCGUUUAGAGAUUGAAAAAAAGAAAGCCCGUAUUCAAAAGACUGUUCAUUCAACCCCAAUGAUUCGUUAUCACUCGUUCACUGUGCCGGUAAUUGAAGAACAACACAAUAUAUACGGUGUAUCGAUCAACGAUGAAGCAGCAACUUUUCGAGUUGGUCCUAUAAUUACAAACCCUUCAGCCAAAUGUUCACGAAAUCUGAUUACAUUUGCUAAUGAUAUAUGUUUUUAUGCUUCAAUGCCUGAGACGAUAACUCCACUGCCUGAACCCGGUUUUCCUGCUCCUUUUCCUGUUCGUCCAAAACGUCGUGGACGUGUGUGCCCCAUUACUGGUCUACCUGCUCGUUACCUAGAUCCUUUAACGUUAACUCCUUACGCUAAUGUGGCUGCAUUCCGUGUACUUAGACGUUUGUACUCUAUAUAUCUUGAGACGAAUAAACCCCCUACAGAAUUAUUACGGGAAUACCAUUAUGGUUGUUAG
Messenger RNA from Heterobilharzia americana, 1110 nucleotides. The record is from the annotation of a GenBank genome assembly. Lineage: Eukaryota; Metazoa; Platyhelminthes; Trematoda; Strigeidida; Schistosomatidae.